Molecule: messenger RNA, 1907 nt
Organism: Eucalyptus grandis
Lineage: Eukaryota; Viridiplantae; Streptophyta; Magnoliopsida; Myrtales; Myrtaceae
Product: probable cinnamyl alcohol dehydrogenase 9
Exons: 5
Coding region: 575-1579 (334 amino acids)
Biological process (GO): lignin biosynthetic process
Molecular function (GO): cinnamyl-alcohol dehydrogenase activity; zinc ion binding
Source: RefSeq, a predicted model, not a curated record
AGACUAUGGACGUGCCCGAUCCAUGGUUGUUUAGUUUAAUCGGCUACACGUGACGAUGUUUUACUUGCGGGUUAGGUGAUAAAGUAUUCGGGUGUGGGUCCGGGUUCUACUUUUGGCCGUGUGUUGUUGAUUAACACAGUUGGUCUCCGAGUCCAGGGGGUUCCACAACCAAACAGGUCUUUAUCAGAUCUCUGCUGUGUGCAACGGAGUAGAUUAGAUCGUUUCUUCCUGAAUUAAACUGAGAAGGACGCAUCGCUUUCUUACGCCUUGGACUUAUAUGGCCCAAUUAUUGGUCAUGGACAUGUGGUGAAAGUUCUGUUUCAGUAAUUGACCCUGAGGUUACCCUCUAUUUCAAGUUUUAGACUUGCCUCCUGUGGAUCGCCUGAGGAUGGCGAAAUGACGCAUGGGUUGAGGUGAUGGGUUUUUCCAGAUAAAAAAAGAGUUUAUAGGGAUGAAAAAAGGGGAAGACGAAGGUUGAAAGGCAUACAAUUGAUCUCAGGGAAACAAGAACGAAACUUGGGUUGAUUUCCUUUUUGAAAGGACUUUCCUUUGAGCUGAUGUUCUCCUUAGUGAGAUGACGGCUAGAGCUUUUACAGGGGAAAAUGGUGAUGAAGAUGUCACCAUUAAAAUCCUCUUCUGUGGGGUUUGUCAUUCUGACCUUCACGUGGCCAAGAAUGAAUGGGGGUUCACAAAUUACCCUGUUGUCCCUGGGCAUGAAAUGGUUGGAACUGUGAUGAAAGUGGGGAGCGAUGUGAAGAAAUUUAAAGUGGGUGAGCGAGUAGGUGUUGGGGUCAUAGUGGGCUCCUGCAAGAAAUGUGAGAGCUGCCAGCAGGAUCUGGAAAACUACUGCCCCCAGACAAUAUUUACCUAUAAUUCCCAUUACACAGAUGGAACGAAAACUUAUGGUGGUUACUCUGAUAUGAUAGUUGUUGACGAGCGUUAUGUGCUUCGUUUCCCCGACAACUUACCAUCGGAGGGUGGUGCACCACUAUUAUGUGCUGGAAUCACGGUGUAUAGCCCAAUGAAAUACUAUGGCAUGACAGAGCCUGGGAAGCAUUUGGGUGUGGCUGGACUUGGUGGGCUUGGUCAUGUGGCCGUGAAAAUGGGCAAGGCAUUUGGACUAAAAGUUACUGUCAUUAGUUCCUCUCCCAAAAAGGAAACUGAGGCGAUUGAAAGACUAGGUGCCGAUUCCUUCCUUGUAACCAGUGACCCUGCAAAAAUGAAGGCAGCUCUGGGAACCAUGGACUACAUCAUUGACACAGUUUCUGCUGUGCAUCCUCUUCUUCCAUUGCUUAGUCUGCUCAAGCUGAAUGGCAAACUUGUUACUGUGGGAUUGCCUGAUAAGCCCCUAGAGCUGCCCAUCUUUCCCUUGGUUCUGGGCCGCAAGCUUGUGGGGGGCAGUGAUAUAGGAGGCAUGAAAGAGACUCAGGAGAUGCUAGACUUCUGUGCGAAACAUGGUAUCACUGCGGAUGUUGAGGUAAUCCAGAUGGACUACAUCAAUACAGCUAUGGAAAGGCUUGCGAAGUCGGAUGUGAGGUACAGGUUUGUGAUCGAUGUGGCCAGCUCCUUGUCGCAGUAGAUAUAUGGUGAUGCGUCCUGAAUAUUUCAUCUGCCAUUAUCGAGGACUUUUUAUUAGAAUAAAGGGGAACUUGCCGGUGCGAAGAAUUUGCGCUCUUCCUUCUCCGCAGUUUGGCUUAGCUUGAUUAAAUGUACUAGUUCUGCUUUCUUGUGUGAUUACUUUCGCUUGUUCAAUCAUCUUUGAUAUUCUGCUGGAUUUGGGGAGGCUGUAUCAGUUGGUCAGGGACUUCUCCCAGGUCGGCCAUCUUCCCCUAGAUUCAGCAGAAGAACAUAUAUUCGGUUUGGCAUUUACAUCAGCCAGAAAGUCUUGAAUUUCCUGCUUAAACAAA